AUGUGGCUACUCCAGUGCAUCGGGGUCCUCUUGGGCAUUGGGGUCCAUCUUCACCCAGCGAGCACCUUCCCCUUCAUCCUCACCCAGCUCAGCACCCGUAAGAGCAGCUGCAAGCUGAUCCCCAGCAGCAUGACCCUGUGCCAUGGAGUGGGCUAUGGAGAGAUGCGUCUGCCCAACCUGCUGGGCCAUGACACCAUGAAAGAGGUUCUGCAGCAGGCCGGAUCCUGGGUGCCUCUUCUCACCAAGCAGUGCCAUGCCGACACCAAGAAGUUCCUGUGCUCGCUCUUCGCCCCCGUCUGUCUGAGCGACCUGGAGGAGGCCGUCCACCCCUGCAGAUCCCUCUGUGAAGAGGUCCGCGAUGGCUGCACACCAGUCAUGGCUGCCUUUGGCUUCCCUUGGCCCGACAUGUUUAACUGCACCCAGUUCCCUGAGGGCAAUGAGCUGUGUGUGCCCCCUGCUGGCAUGGAGGAGAAGCCACUGGUGGUGAAAGAAGAGCUCCCGUGUGCUGCCUGCCAGAAUGGAGGAGACGUUGACAAAGCAUUCCUGCAAGAUUUUUGCUCUUGGGAUUUUGCCCUGAAGAUCAGCAUCCACUCAACGUCCACCCUGGAUGGGGACCUCAUGGUGGUCCCAGAAGUGAAGAGCAGGACCGUGUACAAAGCUAAAGGGUGGACAGAGGAGGAACUGAAGAAGAAGACCUACCUGUGGCUGACAGACGGG
Messenger RNA from Staurois parvus, 717 nucleotides. NCBI's taxonomy places the organism in Eukaryota, Metazoa, Chordata, Amphibia, Anura, Ranidae. The record is from the annotation of a GenBank genome assembly.